Molecule: messenger RNA, 4482 nt
Organism: Bacidia gigantensis
Lineage: Eukaryota; Fungi; Ascomycota; Lecanoromycetes; Lecanorales; Ramalinaceae
Exons: 4
Coding region: 1-4482 (1493 amino acids)
Molecular function (GO): ATP hydrolysis activity
Source: RefSeq, a predicted model, not a curated record
AUGGCAACUGGAGCGUCAACUGUAGAAGAGGCGUUGGAGAAGCUCCGAUGCAGCAUCAGCACCACCGAUGAGAUCAUGUUCCGCGACACUAACUUAGCAGGCUUAUGGGAAACCAUACGCAACAUCGAGAAGGAGCAGCGUUUACAUGAAGAGCUUCGAUUCAUGAGACGUAUAGAGCCCUUCAUAGAUACAUUGACUGCCUAUACUACCGUAAUCGACACGCUGUGCCAGGGAUACUCACCUAUGGCUUUUGUCUGGGGCCCUAUCAAGUUAAUUUUUAUGUUAGCCAAAAAUCAUUUCAAAGUCAUUGACACUGUACUGCAAGCCUACAGCAAAAUUGCGAGCGUUUUGCCCCGAAUUGAUCGGCUCAAAGCAAUUUUUGAUGACGAUGAUGACUUCAAACGGGCGACUGCACUGAUAUACAGCGACAUUUUGGAGUUUCACGAAAGGAGCUACAAGAUUUUCCGACGUAAAGCAUGGCAACUUUGGUUUGCAGUCCACUGGGGACAAUUCGGACGGCGUCUCCAGACAAUCAUUGAUCGUCUGUCAAUGCACUGUGAUGCAUUAGACAAAGAGGCAACAAUUUCACAUUUUGCAAAGAUGAAAGCUCAUGCAGAUCGUUGCCAAUUAGAAGACGAUGCGUUUGAACGACGCAGACACAACCAGAUGCUACAGGAUGUCCUUAUUUGGCUUGCAGAGUCAGAAGACGACCAGGAAGACCAUUUACGCCGUCUUUGCGAUGGAAGAAUGGUCGGAACUUGCAACUGGGUACUGGAGGAAGCUCAUAUGCACCAAUGGAUUGAAGAACACUCCGGAGCUGAGUCUCUAUGGAUGACCGGUAUCCCUGGUUCCGGGAAGAGUUACUUGUGUUCAUUUCUCAUAGAACAUCUGCAUACUCGAAAGGAUCAAUCUUGUUUAUAUUACUUCUGUGCCCACUAUGCUUCGGCGGAGGCAACGUGUUCGAAGAUCCUGCGCACAAUCUUCAUCCAGUUGCUUCGCCAAAAUCCCGACGCUGCGAUCUUAGUACACGAGCGAUUCUUACAAAGCAACUCCGGUCGCUCAAUCUCCGCCUUAGAAAAAAUGCUUGUCGAGAUAAUAUCUAGUGUGAAAACUACUUUCAUCGUUGUCGAUGGCCUAGACGAGUUGCGCCCGUCAAUUCAGGAGGACAUACUCAAGAGUCUGCGGGCCUUGACGCGCUCUCAAGCUCAAUGCAAAGUGCUCAUUUCAAGUCGAUUAGAGCCUCAGAUCAGGCGAUAUAUGACGAAGAAUCAUAUCCAAAUAAGAGAACAAACGGUGAAUGCCAUCCAGAUAUUCAUCAAAGAAGAGGUCAAAUACCUUCAAUUAAGACAUCCUGAAAUGGAUCAAGCACUUGGAAGCCUGAUCGAAUCGCGCCUUCAAGAGAGAGCCAAAGGCAUGUUUCUAUGGGUACGACUGGUGAAAACGAUGCUUGACGAGAAAUGCUCUGCGACAGAAAUGGAGCAAGCUUUAGACCAGCUUCCUGAGGGCUUAGACGAGGCUUAUCAUCGCAUACUCGUGCGCAUAGCCAAAGACCUAAGCUCCUACCUGAAGAAACGAGCGAUGAAAAUUCUUUUCUGGCUCUGCAUCGCGCGCCGACCAUUGACUGUGGACGAGAUCCUAGACGGGAUAGCACUAGAUCUUCAACAGACGGAGCUCAGCAAGUCUACUAGAUGCAAUGAUGUCGAGAGGGAUAUUGUAGGAAUAUGCGCGCCUCUUCUCGAGACCUACAAUGGAGACAGACUAGGUCUUGUUCAUUUUUCGGCCAAGGAGUACCUAAUUCAUCCACAAAGUGGCCCAUUCGUCGACCAAGUACAAGCCCAUCUCGCUGUCACCAGCUCCUGUAUGAUAAAUUUGAAUUCUUCUCUUGACCUCGUACCCGGGCUUAGCGCGCUCACAGACAUUGAUCGAGAGACGAGGACUGUUAAAGGAAUGUACGGCCUUCAUUCUUAUGCUAGCGAAUACUGGGUAGACCAUCUGUUAGAAUACUUCGCUGGUCUCGAUGCCCUCGAUGCAAAUGCUCUUGGAUUACUCGAACAUCUUACAGCAUUCUCUCGUGUACUCAGACAUGUCAGUAGUGAUCUUCCUCCUCGAAAUCUCAUCGCGAAUGCGGACGUAGCAAGACGAGCAAUGCAGUUGCUGACUCCAUACCCGGAAUUGCGCCACCUCAUAGCUAGUGAUCGCUUACGCAAAGCCAGGAGAAGCGAUGCGAGUCUCAAAAGUGAUAGUCUGAAGAAUCAACAGUCUUCGUUGCUACAAGCUGACAACACAUGGUUGACGCUCAUAGAUUGUCGUCUUACCGAAAUCUCAGAGCUUUUGACUUCCAUGGACCCUCACCAUUUACCUCCGCAUAUUGACAUCAAUGACCAUCACGACUUUGUUCGACGAUACAAAUUCUCCUGCCGAGCUGUUGAAUGUGGCCAAUUUUUCAAGCUGAGAGGGGAAAGAGACGCACAUGAGAACGCGCACGUGAUCUCCUUUCCGUGCAACCAGUGCGAUUUUUCUGCAAGAGGCUUUAAGUCUCGCAAAGAUCUAAAUAAGCACAUGAAGACUUACCACAUGUCGCCGGAAGAUCAAGAAAUCCCCACAACUCUGCGAUCUCUCGUUCCCACAGGCGGAAGCCUGAGUAUUGGAUCUCCAAGAUCGAUAUCGAGACCAGGGCGAUCGUCAUCCUGGAACGAACAGGGACGUACAGUUCUACAGCGGAGCUUUAGCCAGAUACUGAAACAGACUGAAGCGGCCAUAACUUCUGACCUCAACAGAAAGUCCGAAACCGACAUCAAUCCUUCAGAGAAGCCAGACGAGUUCAGUCUCAUUCGGUCCAAGAUUGCAAGCUCAGCAUACGACACCCUAGCAGAUUUCAAAGAUGAUAUACGAGGCGUACUCCAAGCUUCUGACGUACGUGGUAGAAUCGACAUCGAUUUCAUGUGUUCUUCUGGCCUGUAUACUGCUACGUCCGAAUUUCCUAAUUUCACCAAUGACGACUUGUCGCAACGUAACAUUGCAUUCAACAGCGAUGGCGAGAAUCAAGCCACAGAGAAAUCAACCAACACAGUUGAAACCAGUGAUAUAAGUGCUAUCCUCAAUAAACUGCCUGAAGAUGGUUCAGAGACGUACUGGUCCUUGUCUGAAGCACGAGAAUUUCCCUGCUUGCUAGAACGUUACGGCAGGCAAUUUGCGAGUAUCGCCGACCACCUAGGGACGAAGACUGCUGAGGAAGUUGGGCAGUAUUUUGAGAGGAUAAUUGCAUCGGGUAGCCCCUCAUUAGGUCAAAUCGCGAAUGAGGCCGAACUCAGACUGCAGCAUAAGGGGGCAGCAAGUGCCGAGUGUGUUACUGAAGAGACGAAGAUUGUGUCCACGCAGGGCACAUCUUUCCAUGUAGCUUCAACAUCUUUUCCAGCUGCGCAACCUCUUCCUGAUUCAAACCCUCCCUACACAUCAGGGAAAGUAUUUGAAACCUCUUUUUUGAGUCCCGAUGGGUCAAAUCAAAGCCAGGUCAUCCAAGGAGUCUCGUCAACAGAAGCAGAAAAGGCCGAAAGCGCAUCUAAACCAAAGAAGCGGCUCCCGCCACGGAGAGAAAUGUGCCAAUAUUGUGACAAAUAUCCCGAAGGCCUUCGUGAUGAAUUUGUCCUACGAAGACACAUAGAACGAUUUCACAGCGCAACUCGCAUGAUAUGGAUCUGCGAAGAUAUAUCCAUUGGAAAGAAUUUCCUGCGUGGAUGUAAGCCCUGCCUCACCGGCAAACGGUACAGGACAAAGCGCAAUGCUUGGAAACACCUCCGUGACACGCACUUCACGAUCGGCACAUCAGAGCACGUCUUGGUGAGGUGGACAAAAGAGAUUGAGGAGCCCAAUCCAAAAAGAUUGAGAGCUUCAGAGGAGGUCUUGCCACCUGACCAGCGCACAUCUAAAAGACAGAAGACCGACACGCGGCUUAUGUCCUUUGCGCCAGUCGUAGAUAGCCCUUUGACCAUCAAGGUGCUUCCUUCGAUGCAGUCAAUGCCAUCAAAAUCAACCCAGGGAGGUGCGUUCUCGGACAUGACGAGCCCCUCCGAAUCUGAAAGCGAAGAGGACAGGGGCAAGUCCUCAAGCAGCCAUACAAACCCUGCUCAUGAAGGCUCUGUACCUUCUGAAUUUCCUUCGGAUAUCUCGUUUGACAAUAUUUUGCCACGACUAAACGGCGAGGUUUAUGUUGGAGAGUCUGAAGGUCCUCCACAUCGCAAGAACCGGUCACUUAUUAGACCUGAUCAGGUCCCUCGUUUGCCGCAUCUAGGACCUUUCCGUAUGACCGCUUGUCAAGAUCAAGUCGACGCGCUAUAUCUACGGCUGGAUAGUGCGACGAUAGGCAGUGCAAACUACGAGUCCCAGCUUGACAAGCUGACAAAGCUGUCUCAGGAUUUGAGGACAAAUCUGAAAGAUUGGCAGCGCGACCAGGCGCAUGCGCCUCUUAUUCCUUUCUCGCUUUGA